AGACGCUAACAGCUUGUGAAAUCCGAUACAAUCUCAACUCCUCACUUGAUUGGUCCACGUCUGCCUAACUUUUUGUUCAGAUAACUUAAUUUAAGCUCAUAAUGUUUGCAAGAGGCAGGGGAAGAAGAAGAUGGCAACUUGCAGUCCAAUUAAGCUCGCUCUCGUCCAUGGCGGAGAUCGCAGCAGAUCCACCAUCAACCUCAGAACCAUCAAGCCUACAAUCACAUCCUCAAGAAGCAGAUUCCACCACCGCUGCCCACCCACGGUUGCCGCCGCCGGAGGAGGCUCGCUAGCUGACAACGUCUUCACUUUCUCCUCCAACAUCUCCACCGACGUUCCACUCCACGAACCGCCCGGGGUCUCAUUCGAUGAAUACGUCCGCGACCGGGCUCGGGUCUUCCGGGCGAUAUUCCCGGAUUCGAGGAGAAGCAGGAGGCUCAAUGACGAAGAGUGGAUGAUAGAGAUGCUUCCCAUCCAUUUCCUUUUUGCAUCUGUGGAUCCAGUUGUGGUGAUGCGGUUGAGACGCAGAUCAAAUGGGAAAGAGUAUCCACCAUGUGUACCUGAUCAUGCCACCACUGCCAUGGAACUCGAAGCUACUAGAUGGGAACUCCGAGGACUCAAUGACAUCCAAAUGCCACCACAUUUUGCUCUCAGUGUUCAGGGAGUGCUGUACCCAGAUAGGAGCAGCAAGGACAGGAGGCUCAAGGGUCAUUUGGAGAUGAGCAUCAGCUUGAUCCUUCCUCCAGUCCUCAGGUUGAUCCCAGAAGAUGUGCUCAGAAGCAUAGCUGAUGCAGUUCUGAGGAGAUUACUGGAGAAGAUGAAGCAUGAGGUGGAUGUUGGAUUGAUCUCAGACUAUGCCAACUUUAGAAGAGAGAAAUUGAAGAUGAUGUUUGGAGCUGCUUCAACAACUACUGAGCUGAGGAGCUCUUCAUCUUAAUGUACACAUAACAGAAAGGACAAGAAUUUAUUGUUGAUGAUUUGUUUCCCUAACAAUUAUUUCAGUUUUCUCCAUGGAUCCAAUAUUCUGGAUGAUUAUUGCAAAUGUACAAUUGCCUUCUGUCCUAUAGGACUUCACUUA
This is a messenger RNA of Zingiber officinale, 1078 nucleotides long. RefSeq lists its product as uncharacterized. NCBI's taxonomy places the organism in Eukaryota, Viridiplantae, Streptophyta, Magnoliopsida, Zingiberales, Zingiberaceae. The transcript is spliced from 6 exons. The record is from RefSeq and is a predicted model, not a curated record. Bases 131 to 937 code for a protein of 268 amino acids.